Molecule: messenger RNA, 561 nt
Organism: Aspergillus luchuensis
Lineage: Eukaryota; Fungi; Ascomycota; Eurotiomycetes; Eurotiales; Aspergillaceae
Exons: 1
Coding region: 1-561 (186 amino acids)
Source: RefSeq, a predicted model, not a curated record
AUGAUGGAUGAGGUGAAACGACUCGAAGAUCAUGCGCGGCGUUGCCUUCGGAUGCAAUUAUUUGACCCUGGUUGCGAUGCCAUGAGAGAAGCCCAGGAACUCUGGAAUCCCGCCCUUGGUGUUGCUAAACCCGCGUUCUCUUCCGAUGAACUACGGCAGAUCGAGGUUGGCAAAGUGCAGACAUUGGAGAACUUGGCAAGACUGUUCUUGCGAAACCAAUUCUUCGACGCUGCUCAAAAUGCCAUGGAACGAGCCCAAGUGCAUUGGAGUAUUGGCAUUGGAAUACCUAGACCGGGUUUCUCAACAAACGAACAAAGCCGAAUUCAGACACCUUCGUUCGGGGAGGGACUGAAGUCUAGGAAGGCUCUUGAUCGCUUAGAACGGAGAGUGGUGAUAUCAAUGGACAACUGUGCGAUAUGUAUUGACAUAAUGGCUCCAGGCCAAAUGGAGGUUCUGGGCGAAUGUGGACACCGGUUUCAUGAAAGCUGCAUAUGUGAAUGGUUGAUGCAGCGUAAUGCUUGUCCAUUAUGCCGCAACCCGUGGCUUCAAGACCUAGCUUAG